AUGGUUGUUUUCGAGCACUUGAGUACAACAAACCUUCGCAUGGAUGAAUUUCACGUUGGACUCUGCCUGGAAACCACGGCACAAGCAGAAUAUGAGAAUCUCCAUAGUCGCCUUGUGGUCGGUGCUCUUUGGACAGUGGUGUCCUGGAUGAUUCAUCCAUGGUUAGUCGAUGAAAUGGAAAUAACUAUCCGUUUCGAAUACACACGAAAACAAAAGCCUUCAAUGAAUUUGUUCCGUUAUGUGCAGAAACGCUUACUUCUUCUGCAAGGUGACACUGUCUCUAUGUCCCUGUACAUCAACCUACCCUGGAUUAUCAAUGAACGAGAUUACAACUGUAGUGGUCGGACUGUAAGCGAGUGGUUGGCUAGAGGGCAAAUCGAUUACGUGCAAGGGAUAUACUUUGCUGUGUCAGGAUCAAUAUUUCUGGUAUUUUACCUCCUCACUCUGAUAGUGAUAUAUCGCGAGUCAAUGUUGGACCACUCCUGUUAUCGUCUAAUGUUCUUCGGUGGAGUCAUAGAUGUGAUCUGCUUAAUAAUAGGCUCUCAUCUCACGGCAUAUUUUCACAUUAGAGGAACUGUUUUCUGCUCGGAUCCUCUUUUGGACCAGUUCGCUGGCCAUUCAACUUGGAGUCUCUGGAAUGGUUCCUCACUCAACUGCGUGAUCCUUGCAAUUAACAGAGCUAUCGAGAUGCUACCACUCUUGCAGGGAUUCCGAUUUUUGUUCCGAGGAUAUUUCGUCAAUGGCUGGAUGCUAUUAUGCCUAUUUUAUAUGCUAGUCAGGCCGUUUAUUACACGCCCAUGUCCUUUCAACUCAAAAAUUUCGUCGUAUUUCUUUCCUCCACUGAUAUCCGACGAUAUUGCUUGGCUUUUUUUACAAGUUCUUUGUAUAUGUGUUAUUACAACGGCAAACUCUUUGUUGAAUGUUUACAUAAAUUAUGUGGAAUCGCCAGCAUUCCUUAUAACUAUUGCAAAUAUUCUAUGGCAGCUUAAUCAUGGAAUACAUGGAAUUAUUUAUAUGGCCAUGAAUCAACAAAUUCGAAGAGGAGUUUGGUCGCUGUUAAGACGCGGAAGGACUGGCGCAAAGAGUUCUAGCGUUGGCAGCUUGGUGAAGACUCAUAAAAAGGAGCACGAGAUCACCAACCAUGCCUCUGCUCAGUGA
Messenger RNA from Necator americanus (New World hookworm), 1158 nucleotides. RefSeq lists its product as uncharacterized. The record is from RefSeq and is a predicted model, not a curated record. Bases 1 to 1158 code for a protein of 385 amino acids. Lineage: Eukaryota; Metazoa; Nematoda; Chromadorea; Rhabditida; Ancylostomatidae. The transcript has 11 exons.